AUGGCGGGGAGUUCAGGGCAGGGUGAUGCUGCGCUCUCCCGCGGGCUGGGCUGGGCUUCGGCCGGAGCUCGGAUCCCGUUUUCCUCGUCCUUUCGGCCGUGUGCCCUGGGGCUGACCACGGGAAGGGAGACCCAGCUCUCCGACUCCGCCACCUUCCGCGCGCCUCCGCGGCUGCUCGGGCUUCCUACGAGAGCCAGGUGAUACUUCGCUCUGCCCUCUGCUUUGGACACUUGCUCACAAUGGAGUUCCCUGAUUUGGGGAGACAUUGUUCAGAAAAAACUUGCAAGCAGCUAGAUUUUCUUCCAUUAAAAUGUGAUGCAUGUAAACAAGAUUUCUGUAAAGAUCAUUUUACCUGUACUGCGCAUAAAUGUCCCUUUGCAUUCAAGAAGGAUGUUCAGGUCCCAGUGUGCCCACUUUGUAACAACCCAAUCCCAGUAAAAAAGGGAGAGAUACCAGAUGUGGUGGUUGGUGAGCACAUUGAUCGAGAUUGUAAAUAUCACCCUGGGAAGAAAGAGAAGAUUUUUACAUACCGGUGCUCAAAAGAGGGAUGCAGAAAGAAAGAGAUGCUGCAGGUGGCUUGUGACCAGUGUCACGGCAAUUUCUGUAUUCAGCAUAGACAUCCUCUGGAUCACAGCUGCACACGUGGGAGCUGCCCCAUCACCGUGGCCGGGUGAGAGGAGAGUCUUAGCUCCGACA
This is a messenger RNA of Ceratotherium simum simum (southern white rhinoceros), 696 nucleotides long. It is a transcript of the gene ZFAND2A, whose product is annotated as zinc finger AN1-type containing 2A. The record is from RefSeq and is a predicted model, not a curated record. NCBI's taxonomy places the organism in Eukaryota, Metazoa, Chordata, Mammalia, Perissodactyla, Rhinocerotidae. Gene Ontology annotation, molecular function: zinc ion binding. Gene Ontology annotation, cellular component: cytoplasm; endoplasmic reticulum. Gene Ontology annotation, biological process: protein targeting to ER; proteasome-mediated ubiquitin-dependent protein catabolic process.